Messenger RNA from Hypomesus transpacificus, 1342 nucleotides. It is a transcript of the gene eipr1, whose product is annotated as EARP complex and GARP complex interacting protein 1. Gene Ontology annotation, molecular function: protein binding. Lineage: Eukaryota; Metazoa; Chordata; Actinopteri; Osmeriformes; Osmeridae. The transcript has 9 exons. The record is from RefSeq and is a predicted model, not a curated record. Gene Ontology annotation, biological process: protein ubiquitination. The coding region runs from base 164 to 1327 and encodes 387 amino acids.
UGUGUACGCUGUGGGAGUACCGAUUGCAGAACAAGGCUUACAACAACAGUCAGCUGUGUGAUGGAGAAAUAGUAGGCAACUCUUGUUGCGCCUCCAAUGUAAUAUUUUUGUUUCAUACUUUUUUUACCAUUGUGCGUACGUUCUUUAUUAGACGUGGUGGGACAUGGAGGACGACGCACCUGUCAUUUAUGGCCUCGAAUUUCAGGCUCGUGUACUCACUGCACAGACCGCAGAAACGGAUGCCAUCCGCUUCCUUGUCGGCACACAGUCCCUGAAGUUUGACAAUCAGAUCCACAUCAUUGACUUUGAUGAUGAGAAUAACAUCAUUAAUAAGAACGUCCUGCUGCAUCAGGCUGGGGAGAUAUGGCACAUCAGCGCCAGUCCAGCUGAUAAAGGCGUCCUUACCACCUGCUACAACAAAACCAGUGACAGUCGCGUGGUGACGUGCGGCGCGGUGUGGCGGAUGCCACCUGAGUGGGAGUCAGGCAGCCACGAGUCCCCCGACGACUCCUCCCACAACCCCCAGACGCUGGAGCUCCUCUGUCACCUUGACAACAGCGCCCACGGCAACGCCGCCUGUGUCAUCUGGGAGCCGAUGGGCGACGGCAAGCGUGUGAUCUCCCUGGCAGAUAACCACGCUCUGCUGUGGGACCUUCAGGAAAGUUCCACCCAGGCCACGAUGUCCAGCAGUGCCACCCUAGAGGGCAAAGGUCAGCUCAAGUUCACCUCUGGGAAGUGGAGCCCACAUCACAACUGCACUCAACUGGCCACCGCUAACGACACAGCCAUACGGGGCUGGGACCUGCGCACCAUGAGUCAGAUCUACUGUAUCGAGAGUGCCCAUGGCCAGCUGGUGCGCGACCUGGACUUCAAUCCAAACAAGCAGUACUACCUGGCCAGCUGCGGGGAUGACUGCAAGGUCAAGUUCUGGGACGUGAGGAAUAUCAACGAGCCCGUGAAGAGCCUCGAGGAGCACUCGCACUGGGUGUGGAGCGUGCGCUACAAUCACUCCCACGACCAGCUGGUGCUGACGGGCAGCAGUGACAGCAGGGUGAUCCUGUCCAACAUGGUGUCCAUCUCCUCCGAACCGUUCGGACACCUGGUCGACGAUGACGACCUGAGCGACGGGGAGGACAACCAGCAGGAGGAGAAGAGCAAGGAGCCCCUGCAGGACAGCAUCAUCUCCACCUACGAGGAGCACGAGGACAGCGUGUAUGCCGUGGAGUGGUCCUCGGCUGACCCCUGGCUCUUCGCUUCUCUCAGCUACGACGGCAGGCUGGUCAUCAACAGGGUCCCCCGUGCCCUCAAGUACCGCAUCCUGCUCUAGACGUCCAGCGCGGGG